UAACUACGGAGGAAAGCACGUGACUGUGGGCAAACCUGUCGUGGGGGGAUAUUUUUUCGUCGGCGGUCGAAAUGAGUAGGUAGGAUGAAUAAUAUCGGUGUACAUAAUUGUAAUGUGUAACGCGUAAUCGUCGUGUCCAUAACAGGACAUUUCAGUGCACACUGCAGACGCCUUGACGUAUAAUUGUUGAACUAACAAUAAUAUCGCAACGAGUGACACGAUGGAACGGUGGAGGGGCAAAGUGGCAAUAGUUACUGGUGCCAGUGCUGGAAUCGGGGCGGCGAUCGUGGUCAAGUUGGCGGAAAGCGGCGUGCACGUCGUGGCGCUCGCCAGGAGAGAAAACUUACUCAAGGAAUUAGCUGAAUCUUUGACUCAUAAAGACUACGGGACUGUUUAUACAAAGGUAUGCGAUGUCACUAACGAACAAGCUGUAAUAGAUGUUUUUUCAUGGGUAGAUUCAACACUAGGAGGUCUCAGUAUUUUAAUUAACAAUGCUGGAGUUUCAAAACUGUCAAGCCUUUUAAACGGAAAACUGGAGGAUUGGCAAGAAACAUUUAAUCUCAAUGUUUUGGCAUUAAGCGUGUGCUCGAGAGAAGCUUACAAAUCAAUGACGAAACAUAAAAUCGAUGGUCACAUCAUUCAAAUAAAUAGUAUCUCUGGUCACAAGUUAACUCCGAAUUUCGCGUUCAAAAUGUAUAACGCUUCAAAGCAUGCUGUCACGGUACUAUGUGAUGGACUUCGACACGAAUUACAAUUAACGGGAUCAAAAAUUAAAGUUUCGAGUGUUAGCCCAGGACCAACAGCUACAGAUAUGUUAGAAAAUAUCAUCAAAUAUGCCACAGAUGUAACGACUACGGCGGAUUUCAAAAUACUCAAUGCAGAGGACGUCGCGAAUGCCGUUAUCACCUCUUUGGCAACGCCGCCAAAUGUUCUUAUAGCUGAAAUGACUAUCAUACCAACUGGAUUUACAAUACAGAUGCAUUUACAACCCAGUUCUCAAGUCGUGGAAAAUUCAUUAAACUCAUAAUUUAUUAUUCUUAUAUUUGUUUUUGGUGAAUUGUGAGAAUAAAACUAAAUAGUUGUUGAAUUGUUUAAACGGUUAUGAAUCAUGAUCGAUUUUAUUGAUUACCUAUGGAUUAAUUAAUGAUUAUAAUAAAAUAUUAAAAUAUACAAA
Acyrthosiphon pisum (pea aphid) is the source of this 1174-nucleotide messenger RNA. RefSeq names its product fixR-like. Bases 221 to 1027 code for a protein of 268 amino acids. Lineage: Eukaryota; Metazoa; Arthropoda; Insecta; Hemiptera; Aphididae. The transcript is spliced from 7 exons. The record is from RefSeq and is a predicted model, not a curated record. Gene Ontology annotation, molecular function: oxidoreductase activity.